Molecule: messenger RNA, 372 nt
Organism: Trypanosoma rangeli
Lineage: Eukaryota; Euglenozoa; Kinetoplastea; Trypanosomatida; Trypanosomatidae
Exons: 1
Coding region: 1-372 (123 amino acids)
Source: RefSeq, a predicted model, not a curated record
AUGUUUGGUCGUCGUGUCUUUGCCAGCGCAGGUCUGCCGCGCCACAUGUGGACCUCCCUUCACAUUCAAAACAAACGGCAGGCGCACCGCGUCCUCCCGUCCCUCGCGCUGUUGUCAUCACUGGAGAGGGGUGGAGUCAUGUUGAAAUCGUGUUUGACACCCACCACACUUGCGCAAAGUGGCGUUCAUGCAGACGUUCUACCCAGCGAGGAAGGUUUGUUGGCACACUGCAUCGCAGGGAUGCCGUUUCUGACGGCUGUGUUUUUUAACCCGCAUAAUUUUGUAUCGCCAUGUUUAGGGAAGAACUUCUGUGCAUUGUGGCGUGUGCUUGGGACACCAAAGCAUUGGAAAGUGGCAGCACAAGGGGCGUAG